Messenger RNA from Salvelinus fontinalis (brook trout), 2266 nucleotides. Its product is annotated as mitochondrial intermembrane space import and assembly protein 40-A-like. Gene Ontology annotation, biological process: protein import into mitochondrial intermembrane space. Gene Ontology annotation, molecular function: protein-disulfide reductase activity. The transcript has 3 exons. Lineage: Eukaryota; Metazoa; Chordata; Actinopteri; Salmoniformes; Salmonidae. The record is from RefSeq and is a predicted model, not a curated record. Gene Ontology annotation, cellular component: mitochondrial intermembrane space. The coding region runs from base 1256 to 1741 and encodes 161 amino acids.
CAGAGGGUGUGAUGCAAUUGCUGAGCUUGCGGAGGCCAAAUCGAGCGUACACCUCCCAAAUAUUUUAAAGAGGGCUCUAUAGCUCCGCAUUGACAUGAUUGGUUGACGUUAGGUGGAGGCGGAAGGCCUGUAUAAACACAAACCCACUUCCUUAACAACAGCUCUGCUCCACGAAACGCAUGAAGUAUGAAUGCCCUGACUUCUGCAGAGGCCGUAUGACAGCAUUUCAAGUCACACCUGUACAUUAAAGCCGAUUUAUGCUUGAUAUGGCCAUGUGGCCCGAAGACUGUAUGGAGAGUUGUGUACCGAAUCGCCGUGCGCCUCCCAAAUGUUUUAACAAUGCGGAUGGCUCCGUAUAGCUCUGCAUUGACAAGAUUGGUUGACAAUUUAUGGUCAUUAAAAGCCAAUGUAUGGUCAUUCAAGCAUCGAAUUGGCCAUACAGUAUUUACUGCAAUGUGGCCUCUACAUAAGUCAGGGCAUUCAUACUUCUUGCACUUCGAGAAGCAGAGUUUAAGGAAGUGUGUUUGUGUUUAUACAUGACGCACUGCCCCCACCUACCUUCAACCAAUCAUGUCAGUGCGGAGCUAUAUGGAGCCCUACACAUUGUUACAACAUUUGGGAGGCGCACCGUGAUGUGGUAGAGCUUGAUUUGGCCUCCGUUAACUGGACCAGAUUACAUCAAGCAUAAAUCGGCCUUAGUCAAACGCGUAUGUUAACUCCGUAUUAACGUUGAGGUUUACAGUUUUAGCGGACUUUUCUUAGCGGAUUUACAAUCAUCGCGAAUUGAAUUAUGGGGCGUUUCAGGCCCGACGUGAACAUAAUUGUACACUCGCAAACUCCAUUAGAAACGAGGGCUCAGGGGCUUAAAUUGCAAACUUUCCUUGCUUGGCUAAUCAUUUGGACCGACGACAAAUAUGGCUGCGGCGAUUCCCCAAGGGCAUAUGACGAGGGUGUGUCUUUUAAGUGUUUGGACUGCAACCUAAGUAUUUGACAGUUCCAUAAGAAUUUAUGUCAGGAACUAAGAGGGGCAGCUAAAAUGGGUCCUUCGUUCUUACGUCCUCAGAUGCACUGACACAAAAAACGUGGGUUAUGUGAACGAUGAAGUAGUUGUGAAACAGCUAGCUAGCUAGCUAUACAAUACCAAAUUAUUAUCUUUUUGUAAUUGAUAAAGUAGUAUAACAUCAGUCGGGAAACUCGGCACCGUAGGGACACCUUGAAGGGCACAACACGUCAGUAGACACCACACACCGAAGAAAUGUCCUCAGUCAAGGAGGAAGGUAAGGACCGUGUCAUCUUUGUGACUAAGGAGGACCAUGAAACACCGAGCAACGCUGAGCUGGUGGAGGAGGAUCCUGAUGACCCCUAUGAAGAACGAGGUCUGAUCCUGCCCAAUGGGGAGAUCAACUGGAACUGCCCCUGUCUGGGAGGGAUGGCCAGCGGUCCCUGUGGAGCAUCGUUUAAGGAGGCCUUCUCCUGUUUCCACUACAGCAAGGAGGAGGUGAAGGGCUCAGAGUGCCUGGAGCAAUUCAGGGGCAUGCAGGAGUGUAUGCAGAGAUACCCAGAACUCUACCCCCAGGAGGACGACAAGGAGACCCAGGGAGGGCCAUCUGAAAUAGAUCCCUCCAAACAAGACUCUGCCCCUGAACCAACCGCUACCCCUACACUUGCAGCCCCUGUACAAGACUCUAGCACUUCCACUGCCCCUGCUGACACCCCACCACCCUCAAACAGCUCAGACUGAGCACGAUUCACAACAAGCCCUUUCUAUGGAUGUGUUAAGGUGAUCCUUUUUGUAUCAAUUAUUUAAACUGAUAAAUGAACGUGUUGACUAUUCCCCCCCCCCCACUCUAACCCAGAUCAGGUUUUGCUCAUAGAAUAAAAGAGACUUGUAGAGGGAGAAGGGUAAGAAAAAAGAUGGGAUAACUUGACUCUAGGUGUGUGUAUAUUUAUCUCUUUUUGCUCCUUCAGGAAAAAAAUAAGACCAUGUGCUGUGCUAUCCUUUGCCAUUACUCAUGUUCUGUUUUUGUAUUGAUUGUUCUCUUUACUAUAAAGUCCAUUAGUAAUUGCUUUUUGUAUUUUAAAAAUGUAAUUUCUACUUUUUCUUUAUUUUUCCAUUUGUCUUAUAUAUUUAAUUCACACCUGGUUUUUCAUUUUUAUUUUCCAAUUUUUUCAGAUUCUGUGGGUGCCUUGCAAAAGUAUUCAGACCCCUUGGACUUCCUCACAUUUUGUUGUCUUACAAAGUGAGAUUAAAAUUGAUUUAAUUCUC